This is a messenger RNA of Dreissena polymorpha, 3403 nucleotides long. RefSeq lists its product as uncharacterized. The record is from RefSeq and is a predicted model, not a curated record. Lineage: Eukaryota; Metazoa; Mollusca; Bivalvia; Myida; Dreissenidae. The transcript is spliced from 9 exons. Bases 840 to 2330 code for a protein of 496 amino acids.
ACCAGUUCUGAUUAAGCGCCACACUCAAUUAACGAGCUGAUGUGGCACUUCAGGUAGUCAAAAGACAUAGAAUUCUAGGUCUUUGAGGUAGCUAUAGAAAAGCGUUUCUUGAUAACCUUUACAAUAUUAUAACAGUUAUAUUUCAAAGGCAACAACACUUCUCAAAAAGGCAGUUGAUAGCAAGAUAACCGUUAAAUUAGUUCGCUCUACACUGAGAAAAUGCACAAUUUUUGUCACAUAAUUACACAAUCAAAACAUUGAAAAUGGUAAAUUUCUUUUAAAUAAACAUGCUCAAACAAAAACAUGUUAUUAUGAAAAAAAGAGAAAAUACAUGAACACAAAUUUAUGGAGGUAAAUAUUACUGUGAGGUGUGGGGCUAGUUUGUGUCUGAAACAUAUGUAUGGUUAUAAACAAAAAAUACUAUUUACCUUAAACAGAUUGGAAUUUAAAAAAUCAAUUAAAUGGGAAGCUUGAUAUAUUGGAGUGAUAAAAAAGCAUUGUAUGUUAAUAUUUAACAUGAAUAUCAGACUUUUAAAUAAGGAAUUGUGUAUUGCAUCUGAUUUUAUUCUUACACAUCACCUAAUUUGGAAAAAACGUCACAUAUUUUGAAUGUUCGCACAUAAACUAAUUAUCUGCAGUAAUUGAUAUAUUAGUAUGUUGCAGAUGAUGGAUAUCAUGGCCAGGGGCAAAGUUACUCAUACGAACUGGACUUAUUGGAAUGGUGUCCCUGGCAAGCUGUCAUUGACUCAGUCUUAUGAGGCCAUCAACCAAGUUCCAUUGACCAAUGAGCAAAUAGAAAAUCUUAACAGUUCACCAAUUGGAUUGCGCCAAGAGCUGAAAUGUCGCAGCAAAAAGCAACCCUUCCUUCCAUAUCUUCAGACACAUAUGAGGAUCUCAAGCUGGAGGUCAUGCAGUAUGAGAAUAUUCCAGAGCACAGGACCGACUACAUCUACCCCACAUCCGGGGCCAGAGGGCCCAGGGAAGGGGCUGCCCCUCCCACCCCUCCCCCACCCCCUCCAAAACGGGACAGUGGUAGAAUCAGCCUGAAUCUCCCAAACAGUGAUGGGGUGAUGUUUAAGAAAGAAUCUAUAGCGGAUGUCACCUUGACCAGGGGUCAGGCCAAACCAGACAGUCCUGUAAAUGUGGGACCCAAGACAAGAGUUUUCAAAAGGGACACCCUCAUGCCUUCGGUUGUGCCUGUCAGCACUAUUUCUGAUGGAAAAGAGAUGUACUUCUACAAACAGAAAAAUGCUGGUUUUGACUCAGAAGACGAUAGUGGGGUUGGUGACCUUGAGCACAUCCACAUAGAUGGUUCCCAGCCCAAGACCUACGACUAUGCGGACUAUGGGCACCAGUACGAGGAACUGCCCAACAGGAAAAGCAUUGCCAAGAGCCCCUUUGACAGCCAAAUGGACUCGCGCUCGGAACUCUACCCGUCCUCCGGGUCUGGGUCUAUGUCAGAGACAGGAAACACGUCAAACAACAUCAGCAACCAGAGCGAGAAAAGAAAGCGUGUAAAUCCCUUAUAUGAUACAAAUACCCAAUCCAUGCCAAGUAUAUACAACAAGUCUUCCAAGGAAGAUUCUAACCGCGCACUCAACAAACAAAUCCGAUGCCUAAAAUGUGCACUGAUAGUGUUUGUUGUCCUCACCUUUGCUGCUCUAGCAGUCAGCAUGUUUGCAGUCAUCAGUCACAUGCAGACAAAAGAUCAAGCUGAUCCUAUAUUGACACCACAAGUUGCCAAACUGUCAGAUAGCUACAGCAGGCUUGAACAACUGCUGGCCUCCUUUGAGGGUAACAACAACACCAUACAAGUGCUGUCCGACCUGAUACAGAAAGUGAACAAGAUAGAGAGCAAUUUGACUGCCGACAUUUCGGAUCUCCGGACCAAGACUGAGUUGAAUUCUGAGACAACACAACAGAACAUGGAUAGAAUCCUGGGGACUCACGCCAACAUCUCGGAUGUGAUUUCUCAGCUAAAUACUACACUUCAGUUACAGCUGCACACUAUUACUAAGAUGGAAGGACCUAGGGGUCCUCAGGGUGUAGCUAACUUUUCACAGUGUACAUAUGACGACGUGACGGACGACUCUGUAGCUUCCGAUAUUAACUCCUCCUACACUCCAUGGCUGCUCACCCCAACAAAACUUCAGACCAGUGUGGUAUUAUUUGCCACAUGCCUGGUGGAGGGCGGUCUUACAGCCAUGUUGGAGGUGCAAAAACUGGCCCCGGACCGCGUGCAAUAUAGGUGCAGAUGCUCUGGCAAAGUGAUAGACAAGACACGACGACUGUGCACCAUUCACGUGCUCUCCUGUCCCAGAUACAGCUAACUGCUGUGCAGCAAGAAAUUAAAUGACACCUGUAAUGACUAUAGCGCCCGGGCUUGCAGUCAGAGAGAAUCUUAUAUAUGCCUAAACUAAAAAGUGAUCAACUGUAAUUUUACAGUCACAGAACUUUAAACAAUAUCUGUAUGUGUUCUUAUUGCGCCCUGGUUUGUUUCACGCAUCAUAUACUUAUUAAAAUCUAAAUUCUUUGUAUGAUAUUUUACCUAGUUCUGUGUUUUUAAUAUUAAAUUAUAUUUUAACAAUAAUCCAAACAUAUUAAAUUUCAUUACAUUUUUAAUUUGUUUUAAACAGGUUUUAAAAGAUAUUGUUGUCAAAUCAUAAGUUGUAGGUUUUCGCAUACAUACUACACUUAAGUGAUCUGUUACAAAGCUGCCAUAUUACGGUGUAUAAAUACAUAUUCAGGUUUUAUAUUAUUGAAUCAAAUUCAUGUGUUCACAAAAUUCGUGUUAUAUAGACAAAUAUGUGCUAUGCUCAAAUGUCACAAAAUGUAUCAUGUUCUUUCCAAGAUAGGAGCGUAACCAAGUUACAGUAGAAAUAUUGUGCUUUGUGUGAUAAAAUUGAAUGGCUGGUACCUAUAAAUUAUAGGAUCAAGUACAUCUAACAUGUAUACAAUUAUUAGGACAAACACAGAAAAAGUACUAUUCUAAUCUAAAAACUAAUUAAAAUUGACAUUCUUUAUUAAUCUGUUUUAUGUGUAAGGAGUGAUUUGCAUAUUGUCAGUGUUCAUUCAAUGAAUUUAUUUUCUUCAUUUAGUGUCUGGUCAUUGUUUAUAGCAAUUGAACAUUUUUCCUUAUACAGCAUAGGGGCAUUACAUUGUUACUGAUAUUUCAUUAACAUUUGCUUUUCGGAUUAUAUGCUGUAAUACUUUACUUUGCCCAGCUGAAUAAAAUUACAUUAUAUUUGUGUUGUUAUUUCAAGCAAAUGCAUAAUUCUAUUAUGUAAAUUGUUGCUUGUCAUAUUUGUUGGACAUUUCAUGAUCACUCUACAUUUGUAAAUAUAUAUUUUAUGUUGAAUCAUAUUUUAACAUGUGAAAUGUACCAAUAAACUUGACCAUUGUA